AUGUCAAAUUUUCGUGCUCCACAUAGUCCAACUUAUGAUUAUAUCUAUAUUCCAGGCGAUAUUAUACUUGGUGGCUUUUUUCCUAUUCAUCAACCACCAUCAAAUGAAUUGGGAUCUAUGCAAUGUACAGCUAUUAAACGUGAACGUGGUAUUCAACGCCUUGAAGCAAUGUUAUUUGCAUUAGAUGUAGUCAAUACACGAUCAUCUCGUUUAAUGUCAUCCGUACUUGCUCAUAGUAACAUACGUUUUGGUGCCCUUAUCUAUGAUUCUUGUGAUUAUGAAUCUUACGCUAUUGAACGUGCUUUCAAUAUGCUUUUACCAUCUAUUGAUCAAUGUAUGCCAGUAACAAAACGAACUGAAUCAUCAGUUAUAGCUGGUGUUGUUGGUAGUGCAUCGAGUAUAGUAUCAAUGGCAAUUGCAGAUAUUUUACGUCUAGCUGAGAUUCCACAAAUAUCUUAUGCAUCAACAAGCACAGAAUUGAGUGAAAAACCACGCUUUCAAUUUUUUUCUCGUGUUGUACCACCAGACACAUAUCAAGCUGAAGCUGUAGUAAGUAUCAUUCAGUUUCUCAAUUGGACUUAUGUUGCUGUUAUUAAAGAAACUGGUUCUUAUGGUGAACGUCUUACAGAUGAUUUUAAAACGAAACUAAAAAAUAAAACAAUUUGUAUUUCGGGAGAAUUAUCAGUUAAUAUAAAAGAUACAAAUACAUAUGCACGUGUUAUAAGAGAAUUAUAUGAAGAUGAAAAAUAUCGUUUUGUUGUUGGAGUUAUUAUUUUUGCUCAGGAAGAUUCUGUGAGACAGAUACUUAAUCAAACAGCAUCAAAAACUGAAUUAAAUGGUCGAUGGGUUUUUCUUGGUACUGAUGGUUGGGGUAAAAAAUGGUAUCCAGUUGAAGAUUUUGGUCGAGCAGCAAUUAAUGCAAUUACAAUUGCACCAAAAUUAUAUCCUAUUGCAGAUUUUGAUGAAUAUUUUACUAAGUUAAUUCCAUCAAAAAAUACUCGAAAUCCUUGGUUUAUUGAAUAUUGGGAAGAAACAUAUAAAUGUAAAUUUGACCAUUCACCAAAAACAAUAUUUAAUCAAAAUUACACACGUUUAUGUUCAGAAGUAAAAUUUAUUUGUUUUGCUUUCUUAGAUAAUUAUAGUGCAUAUACGAAUCUAUCUGUUCAUUAUUUUCAAGAAGGUUAUGUUCAUUAUGUAGUUGAUGCUGUAUUUACUCUUGUUAUUGCAAUACAAAAAUUAAUUGAUGAAAAAUGUUUCAAUUCAUCAAGACAUAAACCAUUAUGUAAAGAAUUCUAUCCAUUCGAUGGUAUAAGAUUAUUAUCAAUAUUACGAAAUACAACAUUUCGUAAUGAUUUAUCUAAACGAAGUAUUAAAUUUACACCAAAUGGUGAUGGUAUAGGAACGUAUGAUAUAUUUCAAUAUCAAUUUAUUGAUUUAAGUAAACAUACACUUAAUUAUCGUACAAUCGGAGAAUUUAGUGAUAAUGAUCAAGUUAAUGAAAGAGUUCGUAUUGAUCUCGAUACAUUAAAAUGGUUUAAAUAUCAUCAUCAACAUUCGAAAUGGUUGGAGGAAAGUUCGGUAACACCUCGAUCAUUUUGUAGUGAAUCAUGUCGUCCAGGUGAAAUACGUACAAAUACAGAUUCUCAACAAUGUUGUUGGACAUGUCGUGCGUGUGAAUUAUUUCAUAUAGCUGUUAAUGAAACAUUGUGUUUACCAUGUUCAGAAAGACAAAUUCCAAAUACAAAUUUUACUCAUUGUAUAACACUUCAAGCUGAAUAUUUAUCUAUAAAAAGUGUUAUAGCAUGGCCAGCAUUAAUACUUUCAUCAAUAGGUUUAUUAAUGACUAUUUAUACAAUUACGAUAUUUAUACGUUUUUCUCAUACACCAGUUAUAAAAGCAUCAUCACGUGAAUUAAGUUAUUUUCUAUUAUUUGGUAUAUGUUCAUGUCAUUUAUGUGCAUGGCCACUUGUUCUUAAACCACAUAUUUUAACAUGUUUUUUCAUACAAAUUGG
Molecule: messenger RNA, 2012 nt
Organism: Adineta steineri
Lineage: Eukaryota; Metazoa; Rotifera; Eurotatoria; Adinetida; Adinetidae
Source: the annotation of a GenBank genome assembly